AUGGGUGCUAUCGAUCGAAUCUCUCAAAUUGGCGGCCAGAUCUCUGGUAACCCGACCGCCGGCGGUCGCGACAAGAUCCUGGAGAAGCACCCUGAUGAUAUUGUCGUCACUGCCGCCUGUCGAACCGCAUUCACAAAGGGUGGCAAGGGCGGCUUCAAGGACACCCAGGCUGCUGACCUCAUCGCCGGCGUCCUCAAGGCCAUCCUCGACCGUUCCAAGAUCAACCCCGCCCUCGUCGAGGAUCUAUGCGUCGGUACCGUCCUGGCUCCCGGUGGUGGCGCGACCGAGAUGCGCGCUGCUAGUCUGGCGGCUGGCUUCCCCGAGUCAAUCGCCGUUCGAUCCCUCAACCGACAGUGCUCUUCUGGCCUGCAAGCCACCGUCGACGUGGCCAACCAGAUCAAGACUGGAAUGAUUGAUAUCGGUAUCGGUGCUGGUGUUGAGAGCAUGUCUCUGCAAUACGGACCUGGUGCCGUUACCGAAUUCUCAGAGCUCCUCGAGAGCCACCCCGAGGCUGCCAACUGCAAGGUUCCCAUGGGUGUCUUGUCGGAGCAGAUGGCCAAGGACCUGGGCAUUACCCGCGCUGCCCAAGACGCUUUCGCUGCCUCGUCAUACCAAAAAGCAGUCAAGGCCCAGAAGGCUGGUCUGUUUGACGAGGAGAUUACUCCUCUUACGGUCAAGGUUGAGGAUAAGGAGGGCAACGUCAAGGAGAUUACCGUCUCCAAGGAUGAUGGUGUCCGAGAUGGCAUCACUGCCGAGUCUCUGGGCAAGAUUCGACCCGCCUUUGCCAAGGAUGGUUCUAUCCACGCCGGCAACGCCAGUCAGAUCUCGGACGGUGCUGCUGCCGUGCUUCUCAUGAAGCGUUCUACCGCUGAGAAGCUUGGACAGAAGAUCCUCGGCAAGUAUGUCUGCGCCUCGGUCGUCGGCGUCAAGCCCCUCCUUAUGGGCCAGGGCCCCUGGAAGGCCAUCCCCAAGGCUCUUGAGCAGGCCGGCAUCUCCAAGGACGACGUUGAUAUUUGGGAGAUCAACGAGGCCUUUGCCAGCCAGUGCCUGUGGUGCGCCAACGAGCUUGGCAUUCCUCAGGAGAAGAUCAACCCCAAGGGAGGUGCCAUUGCCUUUGGUCACCCCCUGGGAUGCACCGGUGCCCGACAAGUUUCUACCCUGCUGUAUGAGCUGAAGCGGACGGGCCAGAAGGUUGGUGCGACGUCCAUGUGUGUGGGAACCGGUAUGGGAAUGGCUGCUAUCUGGGUGGCUGAGUAG
Molecule: messenger RNA, 1257 nt
Organism: Fusarium falciforme
Lineage: Eukaryota; Fungi; Ascomycota; Sordariomycetes; Hypocreales; Nectriaceae
Product: Acetyl-CoA C-acetyltransferase
Exons: 4
Coding region: 1-1257 (418 amino acids)
Biological process (GO): phenylacetate catabolic process; fatty acid beta-oxidation
Cellular component (GO): peroxisome
Molecular function (GO): acetyl-CoA C-acyltransferase activity
Source: RefSeq, a predicted model, not a curated record